This is a messenger RNA of Stylophora pistillata, 2606 nucleotides long. Its product is annotated as death-associated protein kinase 2. Gene Ontology annotation, cellular component: nucleus. The record is from RefSeq and is a predicted model, not a curated record. Gene Ontology annotation, biological process: protein phosphorylation; intracellular signal transduction; positive regulation of apoptotic process. Gene Ontology annotation, molecular function: ATP binding; protein serine/threonine kinase activity. NCBI's taxonomy places the organism in Eukaryota, Metazoa, Cnidaria, Anthozoa, Scleractinia, Pocilloporidae.
UCAGAAUUGAAUUAGCGCGCGGCCGGGUCACAACUGUGUUUUUCAUUAGCAACGUAAUGACGGAAUCGUUAGUUUUCAGAAAGGACAAAGUUGAAGAUUUUUACGAUAUUGGUGAUGAAAUUGGGCGAGGGCAGUUUGCCGUAGUCAAGAAAUGCGUGGAAAGAAGCACAAAUACAGAAUUUGCGGCUAAAUUUGUGAAGAAAAAACGGAGCUUAAGUUCGAGGCGAGGGGCGACGGCAGAGCAAAUCGCCUAUGAGGCAGAGCUUCUCCGAAAGGUUCAACACGAUGGGGUUAUUUAUCUUCACGAUGCUUUCGAACACGCUGCGGAAUUCACUCUUGUCUUGGAAUUACUGAGUGGGGGAGAGCUAUUUGAGUUCUUGGUUGAACAAGAAUAUUUGACAGAAAAUGAAGCAAUGGGUUUUAUACAGCAAGUUGUGGAAGCUGUUGAUUAUAUUCACGACUGUCACAUCAUACACUUGGAUAUAAAGCCAGAGAAUAUUGUGUUGAAGAACAAAAAAGAGAAUAAAGUGAAGCUGAUUGAUUUUGGACUGGCAAAGAUUAUUCCACCAGGAGAAGUGGUGAAAGCUAUCACUGGUACACCAGAGUUUGUAGCUCCUGAAGUCAUAAACUAUGAACCAGUAGGAACACCAACAGAUAUGUGGGCAAUAGGAGUAUUAACCUUUAUAUUGCUGUCUAGUGGGGCAUCCCCAUUCCUUGGAGAUGACCCUAAUGAAACCUUCAUUAACAUACAGAAUGUUGAAUAUAGAUUUGAUGAGGAAUACUUUGCUGAUAUCAGCCCUCAAGCAAAAGAUUUUAUUAGUUCCCUUCUAAUUAAAAAUUCAGGUGAUAGAUUAUCUGCAAGAGAUUGUUUGACACAUCCCUGGCUGAAGACGGAACCUGAAGCAGCUAAGAGGCGAAAGACCACCUUAAUCAAAACAGACACUUUUAAGGCAUUUCUGGCCAGGACACAUUGGAAGAAAUCCCUGAAGAAAGUGAUAGCUAUAAACAGACUAGCAAUCCUAGGAAAGAGGGGUGAUGCAUAUAAAGACAUGUUCUCUGAGGGUGAUAGCUGUUCAGACGCAUCAGACAGUGAUUCAGAAGGGCCAGAUCAUAGUCGGGAGAAGAGAACCACGCCAACGAAUUCAAAAUUGCUAGAAGAUAAAACCAACGCGGUUCUUCAUCUGAAUGACAGUGAAGAGUAAAAAAGUUCAACUAUCGAUAGCACACCGAAAAACUCCACGGAUGGUUGCUCUGAAAAGUAAUGUUCUUAUGCUAUCGACUUAACGAGGCAGAGACAAAGUAUAAAGGACUGAAAUGUAGUUUACUCUGAGAAUAGAAACAAACCAUUUUUUGGACUAGAUUAUCCCCUAAAAAUAGAAAGCAGGGGUUUCAAUAACCUCAUACCGCCUUUUGGGUAUCCUACCAACAGAUGCCUAGAAUGCUGGAAAUAUAUACAUUUCCAAGCUACAAGAUUUCAAAUCUCCUCUCUGGGGGAGCUUAACAACAAACCCUGUUUUCCGGGCACAGCCACCUAAUACAUCAUCGGAAGGCGCUCAUGGAAAAAGUUAUUGAAACCCUUGUAGUUUAUAGGCUCAGUAUAAAAUUAUAAGAUUAUUUAUCUAAACCGUUGCAAAUUUAUAUAAUUCAGGAUUGAGAUUCAGACUGGAAAAUGACAUUUUUCCGGUAGUAAACUAAAAUGAGUAUUGUAAUACUGAGAUAUAAUUUGAUAGCGUAUUCAAGAGUAGUGACGACUCAAAUAUUACAGCAAACGUGAGAAAUUGGAGGGGAAAGAAAUUGCAUAAUGCUUUUUGAACUUUUUUUUUAAUGAAAAAAUGUGAUCAUCAAUAUGGAAGUAGAAAAACUAAGUGUAUAUAAACAAAGAUAAAAAAUCAAACCGUACUGAAUUCAUCACAAACUUCUUCAACCCACUGCGAAAAAAUACCAAUCGAGACAAGGUGUAACAUGAAUAUUCCUACAUUAAAAAUGAAACCAGCUAAACGCAGAAGUCACUGGAAGCCUACAGUAAGUAGCAAUAGAGUUAAGGUUGCUGUAGACCUUAGAGGGCCGAUUAUUUUGACGAUCAAAUUUGCCAGGGAUUUCAGAAUAACAAGCGAUCAUCCGAAAGAACCCAUGAAGGUCUACAGUAACAUUAACCCUUUAACUCCUAUGAAUGACCAAGACAGAAUCUCUCCUCGCUAUAUCAAUACAAUAUUAAGCAGACAAGUGCUGUAUGUAUCAAAAAGGGGAUUAUAGUUGAUUCAAACCAAACACUCCAAACCAAUGUCAUGAGGAUUGUAUGACAGGCAGUUAGGAGAAUUACUAAUGAGGACGUGGAGAGGAAGGAUUAAGACAACAAGCAAUGAAUCUGUUACUUAAGACAAAUCUCAACUUGCAUCUUACAGUUCUUAACUAAACAUUGCUGGUUUUCUUUCGUUAUCAACUACUGCACUAGUGUGUGACAGGGAAGGUUACUGGGAUUUGAUUUUAUCUACUUUUGCUGCUUGUUGUGGACACAUAUUUCUAUGUACGUAAAAAAUGUCUUAAGAUAAUUAUUUUUAUGACAUCCAUUUUGAAAUCAUUGGUGGUCCCUGAAAUCUAAUUGGCUC